UCUGUGUAAAAAAAAGAUAAAAAUUGUAAAAAAAUAAAAUUAUUUUAAUUUAUUAUAAGAACUGAAAUAGAAACAGAAAAGAGAGAGAAAACAAAGGUGAAAGAAAAGAGAGAAAGAACUCAAAGAGAUUUUUAGUUCAAUCUCUUAUCCUAAAAAUUAAUUUCAUGUUAAAUUUCUAUCAAUGUCUUUCCAGUUUCUUUUUUUUUUAUUUUGCAAGCCAGCGAAAUACUUUCAGUACACUCUGCUUUGAGAGAAUAAUGAAGCGGGUAACCUGAAUAGAGAGAUGCAUUCUGCGAAUGAUAUGCCGUGUAAUGUACGAAUCAGUGUCAAUAAAAGAGAGACACGAAACUAUUAUUAAAAAGCAUAAUGUGUGGAAUGCGCGCGCGUCAUCUUGUAAGCGACAGUUGCAUGUACACACACAGAGUGCUUGCAUCGCGGCAGCGGAAAAUUAAGCUGAGAGAAAAACAGUCGUAAUAAUUUGGCGAAGGAAAGAGAAAGUAGAAAAUUCACAAAGAUAUGAGCUGUGUUAUAUUAUCUAAAAAAUGGGUAAGAUUGGGCUGAAAGAAGAGGAAUAAAAGCAACGAUUAAGAAGAAAGGAGGAAGCAAGAAUAAAGGGGUAGAAAGAGAAACGGGGCCUGGGGCCUCUCCAAUGAUCGGAAGUAAGCUGAUACCGCGUCGGGGAUCUGUAAUCGCGGACCUGGCGUCGAGAAUCUCCAGUGAUUCUGAUUUACGUGCGAUUGUCAGUCUAACGUGCAUUCCGGAAAUUUAGAAAGAUAUGUUUUAAAGAGGAGAAUAAUAAGAUAUUAUGCAGCCAAAAAACUACGCGAGAAGACAAUGGAGAGUGUUGCGAUCUUCGUGGAUCGUGCACCUCGUGUAUCUCUUGCUUCCAGGAUCGCUUACAUUUGGUUUUCAGCCAAAAACAGCGGGUGUGAUGAUGAGAGAUAUAGCAAGGGAUGUAGCGGAUCUAAUUGAAGCAACAGGGAUGCAUGAGCAACUUUACGGAGUAACGACGACACAAAAUCGUUGCAGAGAUGAUGGCACGGUCGCGUACGACAUUACGGAAACCGCGAUCUUGAUGGUUCAUACUAAUACGCUAUUUUCAUCCGGCAUACCGCAGGAUUUUUCCAUUUUGGUCGUCGCAAAGCCAAAAGCUAAUUACACGAUGCCAAUACUCUUUACUAUCUACGGCGAUAUCGGCGAAGAACAGCUGGUUCUUUCAUUGGGGCGCAAUAUCAGCCUUCUCUACAAUACAAAUGAGGAGGAAAAAAACGAUGCAAUUUCCUUCAACAUCGAUAUUUCCGAUGGGGAAUGGCAUCGGUUAGGAAUUAGCAUUAAGGGUGACGCCGUUACUAUUAUUCUCGAUUGUGAUAGACAUAUCACGAAGAAACUGCAAAGGAAUCUCGAUAAAACAAUCACUGGCAUUUUCAUGAUAGGGCAACAGCUUAAUGGUGGUUUAUAUCUGGGAAGUCUCGAAAUGUUGAAGAUUGCUCCAAAUCCAGAUGCUGCUUAUGAGAUAUGCACGAUAUUUGCGCCAGACUGUAAACAUCAAUUAAAAAGCAAGUUGAAUUAUAAUGCAUCAUCGAGUGGGAAUGAAGAUGAUGAUGAAAAAGGGAACGAGAGAGAUUCGGACAAAGAUGAUACGGUGUUUCAGACAUCGUACGAAGAGGAAACGAUGACAAUUGCAAAUAUGUAUGAGUCGGAAUCAAAUAAUCAACAGUAUUAUGGCGAAUCAACAAUUGAUCCUUACAACAAAGAAUAUAUACGUACUUUUUCAAUGCAUCCUGAUAAAAUGUAUUAUAAUGCUCGAGGUCCUCCAGGUCCUCGUGGAUUUCCAGGACCGCCAGGGAUACCUGGAUCUCCAGGCAAGAAAGGCGAACCCGGUAGAGAUGGAUUGGCUGGAUUGCCAGGUACAGUUGGUCCACCGGGUAACGUUUUUGUAAUACCCUUGUUAAAUCAACAGGGUAACGAAAAAGGACCGGACUCCCAAAUAGAACUGAUAAAACAGAUAUUAUCGCAACACAUGCUUGCAAUGAGAGGUAUAGAGGGCCCGGUGGGACUUACGGGCAUCCCAGGACCGGAUGGACCGCCUGGACUUCAAGGUGAAAAAGGAGAACUCGGUGACAUUGGUGAGCCUGGGCCUAGAGGGGAGAGAGGAAGUCCCGGUAAUCCUGGCAGAGAAGGCAGGAGGGGUCGUCCUGGCAGAGAUGGUGAGCGCGGUCUUACUGGACCUCCGGGAAUGAAGGGCGAACAAGGACUGAUAGGAUUACCAGGCUUACCGGGUGAUAAGGGUGAACGGGGACUUUCAGGGAUACCCGGAGAACCGGGUCUACCGGGUCACGAAGGGAUGCAGGGCGAGGACGGUCCUCCUGGUCUACCGGGCCUACCUGGUGAAUUGGGUCCGAGAGGAUUUAUUGGACCAAGAGGUUUCCCUGGUUUACCAGGUAAUCCCGGUAUUCCUGGAAACGAAGGGCCGUCGGGCUCAAAAGGCAAUGUUGGACCGCCCGGUCCACCUGGUGCACCUGGUCAACCAGGAUCUGUAGGUGCUGUGGGACCAUCUGGACCUCAAGGUCUACCAGGACCGAUUGGUUUAGUCGGUCCACAAGGAAAGCCUGGAAUUCCUGGUCUUCCGGGUGCUGACGGAUCUCCUGGUCUUCCGGGCAAUCCUGGAAUUCCUGGGAUGAAAGGCGAACAAGGUCCGCCGGGACCCCAAGGAUCAGUAGGCUUUCCGGGUGUGCGGGGUGUGAAGGGCGAUGAAGGAUGGCGAGGUCCGCCGGGUGAACAUGGCGAGAAAGGUGAGAGGGGAUUAGAAGGUGAGAAAGGCGAUGCUGGUAUGAAAGGAGAGCCUGGAGCAACAGGACCGCAAGGAAUUCCAGGCCUUGAAGGAUUGGAAGGGCCAAAAGGAUUUGAGGGGCCUCGAGGUGAAACUGGUCCUGCUGGUCCGCCCGGAGAGAAGGGGAAAUUAGGUAUACCUGGAUAUGUUGGAUAUCCAGGAAAUAUUGGAGAAAAGGGUGAUAAAGGACAAAUCGGAGCGCAAGGUUCUAGCGGCGAUAAAGGAGAAAGAGGAAGCAAUGGAAUGCAGGGAGAACGUGGCGAAACAGGGCCAAGGGGUUUCAGAGGAACACGUGGAAGAAGAGGCGCAGAAGGAUUACCAGGACCAAAGGGCGAUACUGGUCAGCCAGGAUCUUCUGGUAUGCCAGGCGAGAUUGGCCCUCCCGGUGUUGAAGGUCCACGUGGGUUCAUGGGACCACCUGGUUCACCAGGCCUCGACGGGAAAGAUGGUGUACCAGGACCACCUGGCGAACGUGGUCCAAUUGGAGAAUCUGGGCUUGCAGGACUUCCAGGAACUCCUGGUAUUAUCGGUCCUCAAGGACCAGUUGGAGAACCUGGUCAACCGGGCGAACCUGGAGCACCUGGCAGUCCGGGGAUUCCGGGAGAAAUUGGUCCGCCAGGUGAACAAGGAAAAGAAGGACCGUCGGGACCACCAGGUUUGACAGGAACUAAAGGUCCGCCAGGUCCUAGUGGAUUACCAGGAUUUCCGGGCGAAAGAGGAUUGAACGGUCUGCCUGGAAUGCCUGGUUUGAAAGGCGAAAUGGGGCCUGUCGGAGCAUUUGGUCCACCCGGUGAUAAGGGUGCUCAGGGUGAUCCUGGUAAAGACGGUGUACCAGGUCCAGAAGGAAAACAAGGACCUAAAGGAAAGAGAGGCCUUAUUGGACUUAAAGGCGAAAAGGGUGACCCUGGGUUAUCUGGGCCUAUAGGUCGCGAUGGUUUACCAGGUCCACGAGGGUUACCUGGUUCAUCAGGACCAGUAGGACCUCCGGGUGAGGAUGGUGACAAAGGAAACGUAGGUCCACCCGGUGAAAAAGGAUUCAAAGGAUCUCAGGGCGAAAUGGGACUUCUGGGUCCACAAGGAAUACAAGGACCACGUGGUGAACCUGGUUUAAUUGGUUCGCCUGGAGAGAAAGGACCACCCGGUGAAAUUGGGCAGCGAGGAUCAAAAGGUGAGAUUGGUCCAGUCGGAGCAAUAGGACCAGCCGGGCCUUUAGGACCGCAAGGUUUACCGGGUCCGCCAGGUGUAAAAGGCGAAGUUGGAGAUUCUGGAGCAAUAGGUCCUAUAGGGCCACCAGGUACUCCAGGAGAACGGGGUUUGAAAGGACCAAAAGGCCUUAAAGGUGCAGAAGGACCACCAGGCUUAGAAGGUCGUCAAGGAGAAAAAGGAGACAGUGGAAUAGCAGGACCUCCUGGAAAACCAGGAGCGGAGGGCAAACAGGGAGAAAGAGGUCCUCCAGGAGCAAAAGGAGAAGAAGGCAAGGAAGGAAUUGUCGGAUCUCCUGGACCACGAGGAUUAAUUGGCUUUGAUGGACCAAAAGGUGAAAUUGGAUUACCUGGUUUUCCCGGUCCACCAGGAGAACCUGGUUUUAUGGGCGCGAAGGGUGAACCUGGAAAAGAUGGUGAGGAUGGACAGGCAGGCGAUCCAGGCGCACCAGGUGAAGCUGGACCAUCCGGCAAGGAAGGAUUACCAGGUCUUCCUGGAAAACCAGGUCCGGAAGGGCCGGCAGGUCAACAAGGUAACCCAGGUUUACCAGGAGAUAAAGGAGAUAUGGGUCCGAUCGGAGCACCGGGACCUCAAGGACUUAUCGGAGUACAAGGACCAUCUGGCCUGCCCGGUUUGCCAGGAGAAAGAGGUUUGCCAGGAGCGGCCGGCGAAAAUGGUCCUCCUGGAAUGCCGGGCGCCGUCGGUGCCCCUGGGAUGGUUGGACCAGUUGGUCCAAAUGGCCCGAAAGGUGACAAAGGUCGAAGAGGCCUUAAAGGACAUCGAGGAGAACUAGGACGCGUUGGUAUUAAGGGCGAACAAGGAGAGAUGGGAGAAAAAGGCGAACGAGGAUUGCCUGGAUUAGAAGGUCCCAAAGGAAAUCUCGGAGCUGCGGGUUUAAUUGGUCCUAAAGGGGAACAAGGGGUUCCCGGUUUGCCAGGACCGCCAGGAUGGCCCGGGCCCAAAGGAAACGCGGGGAAUGAUGGAAAACAAGGUAUCCCAGGUCCACCAGGUCCACCAGGCCCACCAGGACCACCUAGCCCACCGAUGGAACCCUUCAGCUUUGAUGGAGUGAUAUUACCUCAAUCAGUUAGAAAGAAACGCGAUGCUUCAGAAAAUAUAGAUGAAAAGGAAGAUUUGGAUACGAAAUACUUAGACAUAUACAGAUCUAUUUCCAACAUACGACAAGAAUUGGAUCGAAGGUAUAGACCAACUGGUACCAGAAAUAAUCCAGUAAGAACAUGCAAGGAUUUGUUUUAUGGACAUCCCCAUUUCAAGGACGAUUGGUAUUGGAUCGAUCCAAAUCUAGGCAUGCCUGAUGACGCUAUCUAUGUAUAUUGUAACAUUACGAAUAUGGGCGAGACUUGCGUAUUUCCCGAUAUUCAUAGUAGUCACAUGCCAAAUAUACCAUGGAAGAAGGAGAACAACAAAAUUGACUGGUACUCGCGUUUACGCGGUGGAUUCAGAAUAACAUACGAGACGAUCGGAGUAGUACAAAUGAAUGUCCUGCGUUUGCUCAGUCAAGAGGCGUAUCAAAACUUUACGUAUACAUGCGUUAACAGUGUCGCCUGGUACAACAGCGAGGAUCCGACUCAUAGUUACAACCUUUCGCUGCGAUUACUCGGCGACAACGAGGACGAAUUCUCGUACAACGUUAUUAAACCUCAGAUAAUCACAGACGGCUGCAAGAAUCGAAAUAAUAAGACCGAAACCGUGUUCUUAAUUCAUACCAGGAAGCCACAGCAAUUGCCACUAGUUGACUUUUUCCCGAUCGAUUACGGAUCAUCACGGCAGGCCUUUGGUUUCGCGAUCGGGCCGGUAUGUUUCAAGUAAUCACAGUAGUGAACUGAUUGUGUUUUAAUCUUUUUUUACAGUUAUUAUCUUUUUUGGUAUAUAAAUAAGUACAGAAAUAUGUUGCGCAUAUACAAUAAUUAUCUUUUAAUUAUCAGAUAAUUAUCAUUUAAUAAUUCUUUUCACGUACACACAUUUCGUAUUUUAUAAAAAUCUUUUAUUUUAUUGUAAUUUUUUGUCUUGUGUUUUAGAAAAACUGUUGAUUUAUACAUAUUUUAAUGUCAUUAUAAUAAAAGUCACAUUAGGAUUUUAAUUUUUGUGAAAUUCUGAAGAAUAUUUUACUAUAUUUUAUAAGUUUUUGCUCUGUAUAUAUUUAUAUCACAAAGUUAAA
Molecule: messenger RNA, 6212 nt
Organism: Cataglyphis hispanica
Lineage: Eukaryota; Metazoa; Arthropoda; Insecta; Hymenoptera; Formicidae
Product: collagen alpha-1(V) chain-like
Exons: 18
Coding region: 806-5863 (1685 amino acids)
Molecular function (GO): extracellular matrix structural constituent
Source: RefSeq, a predicted model, not a curated record